Chara braunii is the source of this 1002-nucleotide messenger RNA. Lineage: Eukaryota; Viridiplantae; Streptophyta; Charophyceae; Charales; Characeae. The record is from the annotation of a GenBank genome assembly.
CCUAAGGGAAAUAGAAAGAAAAAUGUCUGCCAGGUCUAGAGCAUUGAAUGUUUAAGGGAUCAACCCGACAGGAUCGUGAGGGAUUGGACUGCUGAGUGGGGCCUUUCGUCCUAUCCUUUCUUAUAACAGGAAGAUUGAAGCCGGAGGCAGUUGAUCAAAAUGCCAGAGGAGAUGGCGGACGGUGGGAGGAGGCUCGUGACACUCGACGACCUCAACGAUGCCCUGGAUAAGCGCGAGAGGGCGCCGAGCAAUGUCCCAAAGGUUGACACGUUCCAUUUUAAAGGAGAUCGGGUGUCCGAUUGGCUAGACUUGAUUGAGCAGGCGCUGGUGGGGUUGUCAGAUGAAGUUAGAUUCCAGCGUAUCAUGAGGUACGUCCUUCAUAGCCACCAUCAGGAGGAAGGGAGGGUGGUGGACGCCGCAAAUGGCAGCUGGGCAAGGUUUAGAGACCUGAUGCUAAGGAAGUACAGGUUAGGGGAUGGUUUGUUGACCAUGGCGGACCUGGAAGCCAUCAACAAGGACGACUUCUCCACGAUCCGGGCGUUCGUGCACGAGUUUAAGAAAAAGGCGAGGAAAGUGCACGGGAUUUCAGAGGAGGCGCAGUGCGCCACAUUUCUGGGAUUGCUUACAGGCUCGGAGGCCGCAAAAUUGACAAAGCAUGGGGAAGGGAGUGAGAAGCUCACCUGGGCGACUAUAGACAAAGGAGAAGAAGAUGGGAGCCUGGACCAGGUGGAGCAGCACCAGAUGAGGGUGCAGAGGCGCAAGAGGAAGGAAAGGGACGCUACUGCAUCCGGGAUCCCUUGGGUGAGGAGGAUCGUCACGGAUGUGUUGGCGGCGCUGGGGUAUGACAAUGAAGCGGAAAUAAAGAAAAGAGGGGUGUUGUCGGCACAAAUACCCUUACAAGGGUUACGGCAGUAGAAUCAUCCAGUCUGGCUCCUUCGGACAGAGGGGGCUACGGCUGCCUUGCCAGGCUUGCUGUGCUUCCAACAAAUAUGGCAACACAGC